Molecule: messenger RNA, 2587 nt
Organism: Cyprinodon tularosa
Lineage: Eukaryota; Metazoa; Chordata; Actinopteri; Cyprinodontiformes; Cyprinodontidae
Product: F-box-like/WD repeat-containing protein TBL1XR1
Exons: 16
Coding region: 402-1949 (515 amino acids)
Biological process (GO): regulation of transcription by RNA polymerase II
Cellular component (GO): histone deacetylase complex
Molecular function (GO): transcription corepressor activity; protein binding
Source: RefSeq, a predicted model, not a curated record
AAGCUGCUGCUACGGAACCGUUUGGCUCUUUUCUCUACUAGCGAGCAACAGUACACUGAACCCCCAACUGUACAACCAGCUCCAUUUUAAGGGGAUUUAUCGCCACACAUGCCCGCAUAUUCAACACACAUCGCCCAGUGGGGAUUCCAGGUACCGCUCGGCCGGUUCGGAGGGCUGUUAUAACGCUCUUUUCGAGGUUUAAUUAGAGCUUGAAAACAGCGCUGCUGGUGGAGGAGAUUCCAUAUUAGGAGCACAGAGGAGAAGGCACCCCCCUCCUGGAGCUUUAGGUUCUGAACCCAUGGUUUAAAGUCCUGACUGCCUGAACACAGCGGCGGUGUCUGCAGACUUACUGCUGGGGCUAGGAGUGUGCGUGCUGACCUCAUGGUGUAACAGGAUUAAAGAUGAGCAUUAGCAGUGAUGAGGUCAACUUCCUGGUCUACAGAUACCUACAGGAAUCAGGGUUCUCCCACUCUGCGUUUACAUUUGGUAUAGAGAGCCACAUCAGUCAGUCCAACAUCAACGGAGCUCUGGUGCCCCCUGCUGCCCUCAUCAGCAUCAUCCAGAAAGGCCUGCAGUAUGUGGAGGCUGAAGUCAGCAUCAACGAGGACGGCACGUUAUUCGAUGGACGGCCGAUCGAGUCUCUGUCCCUCAUCGAUGCGGUGAUGCCAGACGUGGUCCAGACGAGGCAGCAGGCUUACCGGGACAAAAUGGCCCAGCAGCAGGCGGCAGCUUCAGCACCAACAUCGGCUGCAGGCGGCAGCAUUACUGGGAACGCCAAGAACGGAGAGAACACUGCCAACGGCGAGGAGAACGGAGCCCAUGCCUUAGCAAACAACCACUCAGAUCUGAUGGAAGUGGACGGCGAUGUGGAGAUCCCUCAGAACAAGGCCAUGGUCCUCAGAGGUCACGAGUCGGAGGUCUUUAUUUGUGCCUGGAACCCAGUGAGCGACCUGCUGGCCUCUGGGUCUGGGGAUUCCACGGCUCGUAUUUGGAACCUGAGUGAGAACAGUACAAGCAGCUCCACACAGCUGGUGCUGAGGCACUGCAUCAGAGAAGGAGGACAGGACGUCCCCAGCAACAAAGACGUCACCUCACUGGACUGGAAUAGUGAGGGCACGCUGUUGGCUACUGGCUCAUAUGACGGCUUCGCCAGAAUAUGGACCAAAGAUGGUAAUCUGGCCAGUACUCUGGGACAACACAAAGGUCCCAUUUUCGCCCUUAAGUGGAACAAAAAAGGCAAUUUUAUUCUGAGUGCAGGAGUAGACAAGACCACAAUCAUCUGGGACGCUCACACAGGAGAGGCCAAACAACAGUUCCCCUUCCACUCAGCUCCUGCUCUGGACGUGGACUGGCAGAGCAACAAUACGUUUGCUUCCUGUAGUACAGACAUGUGCAUCCACGUCUGUAAACUGGGACAGGACCGGCCCAUUAAGACAUUCCAGGGACACUCGAAUGAAGUUAAUGCAAUCAAGUGGGACCCGACGGGGAACCUGCUGGCAUCCUGCUCCGACGAUAUGACGCUGAAGAUCUGGAGUAUGAAGCAGGACUCGUGCAUCCAUGACCUGCAGGCCCACAGCAAAGAAAUCUACACCAUUAAAUGGAGUCCAACUGGACCAGGAACCAACAAUCCCAGCGCUAACCUCAUGCUAGCCAGCGCGUCGUUUGACUCCACGGUGCGCCUCUGGGACGUGGACCGGGGCAUCUGUAUCCACACGCUGACCAAACACCAGGAGCCGGUGUACAGCGUGGCUUUCAGCCCAGACGGACGCCAUCUGGCCAGCGGCUCGUUUGACAAAUGUGUGCACAUCUGGAACACACAGACGGGGGCGCUGGUGCACAGCUACAGAGGGACCGGCGGGAUCUUCGAGGUGUGUUGGAACGCAGCGGGAGACAAAGUGGGAGCCAGCGCGUCGGACGGCUCUGUGUGCGUAUUAGACCUGCGGAAAUAGUGCUGCUGUUCGUUGGAAGCCAUGGACCGACCAUGAAUGUGUACAUAGCCAAAUGACUGUCCCUGCCUGCCCUGCGUACUGCUCACGCUUAGGCCCCGCCCACCGACAGACAGGAAGCAGGAUACAGGAACAGGAAGCAAGUACCCGACACAGCAGGUCCAGACGUGGAGGGAAUAAAACUGACAGAUGGACAGAUUGAGGAACGUUGGGAUGAUGGCGCCCCCUUCUGUCCAUGCAGACUCUCAGAGAGAAGCAGAAGGGGGCAAAAAAAAAAAAAAAAAAAGCGACAGAUCCGUAUAUUUACCAAAAUAUGGAAGCUGUUUGAACCAUUCUCAUCGUCAUCAAAUGUAAAACAAUGACAAAGUGUUGAUCAAUGUUACUAGUCAGAUCUUUUUGUGCGGACAUAUCGGCUCCCUCACCACAGGAUGGAAUGGCACUUAGUUUGUUUUUUUGGAUUUCAGAUCUCUCCUUUUAACGUCUUUAUAUUUUUUAUCUUAUGGGAGGGGCAAAGGGAGAAGUGCAUCCCCAGGAUUUCCUCUGAUGCAUCCACAUGGGCAAAUAACAGAUUAACCACCCCCCCAAAAAAAAAAUUAUAUUUGGCUUUCUGCUACAGAAUAAACCCUGCCUGUCCACUCUGA